Messenger RNA from Aedes albopictus (Asian tiger mosquito), 1643 nucleotides. RefSeq names its product elongin-C (gene EloC). Gene Ontology annotation, cellular component: elongin complex. Gene Ontology annotation, molecular function: protein-macromolecule adaptor activity. The transcript has 3 exons. Lineage: Eukaryota; Metazoa; Arthropoda; Insecta; Diptera; Culicidae. The record is from RefSeq and is a predicted model, not a curated record. The coding region runs from base 199 to 546 and encodes 115 amino acids. Gene Ontology annotation, biological process: ubiquitin-dependent protein catabolic process.
GAAAAAGUGUACCUGGCUACUAAAUUCUGCAGCGCUGUUGUGGAGCGUGUUAAUCGGUUUUUAGAUUUUACCUGUAAAAAAUUCGUAUUUUCAUCAUUUAAUAAGUAUUCUGCGAGAAGACUGCUUCUCGAGUUCAGUGCAUUCAAUUGCUGUAAACAGGAUUAUCUAAAAGGCGUUUUCUAGCUACCCGAAAGAGCGAUGGAGGACCGUAGCGGAAUCGAACGCAUCUACGGAGGCUGCGAGGGCCCGGAUGCCAUGUACGUGAAGCUAAUCUCCUCCGAUGGUCACGAAUUCAUUGUCAAGCGGGAACAUGCCCUCACCUCGGGAACGAUCAAGGCCAUGCUCUCCGGACCGGGCCAGUUUGCCGAGAAUGAAGCCAACGAGGUCAACUUCCGAGAAAUACCGUCGCACGUGCUGGAAAAAGUAUGCAUGUACUUCACAUAUAAAGUGCGCUACACCAAUAGCUCUACGGAAAUUCCCGAAUUCCCCAUCGCACCGGAAAUCGCACUGGAACUGCUGAUGGCUGCUAACUUUUUAGACUGUUAGGAACUAUACGAGGGGAGCGUGCGUGAUCGAUCGAGAGAAUAAGCGAAUGGCAGACAGGAAACAGCGGAUUGGGUAUUGGCAUAAGUAACUCGAACAACACUCAUAAAAAUCAAAAGCAUAACCAUUUGUCAUCAAUAUCGUAAGUACAGCUAAGGAGUAAAGAACCACACCAACUCACAAAUGCUGAAGGCGAAUACUCCCACUUUCAUCACGAUGUUGCUUUGACAAACCGAGAAAUAUGUGAAAUGAAUCUAAAGCUAGUUGUAUGCUGUUUGAACAGUGCAUAAAUAUUGGGUGUAGUCGUACAGGUGCUUAGAUGUCUGUUUGACUGCUCUCAACAUUUAGUCCUUACCGCCUUAUCAAGACAGAAUGUUUCGUAAAACGUUUAUUUAGCUUUCACUUGUAUUGCAGAUUGUGCGAAAAAAAAUAUAUGUUUUGCAAACAUGUUCUAGGAUUGUAAGCAUCAUAAUUUAUUCGUUUUGUUGAAAGUUGCAAUCUGGCCGACUAAUCGCUGAGUUUCGGAGCAUUUCCUAAAUUUUUUUAAUGAAAUUGGAAGUACAUUAGCCUGACCACACUUUUGUAAACUAUAUUCAUUUUUCAAGUCAGUAAUCAUUUAGCUUCAAGUGAGUGGUUAUUUCUUUUGUUUCGAUCUUAUGUUAUUAUUUGUUACACCCUUUUAACUACUACUAUUCUAUUCUUAGAAUAUAAAUAAUUAAAACAAUUGGACUGGAGCUGAAUUUGAGUCAAGUAUAUAACCAAUCGCCUUUCUUCAGAGAAGGAGCCACCAACUUGGAAUGUGUAUUUAUCUGAAUGUAUACCGUUUUUUGGUUUCUUGUUUCCCGGGAAAACAUCACUGAAACAAAAAUUCUAUGGUACAGAAAAAAAUAAACCUUUAAAAUAUAAAAAAAAUCAAUACUUUCUUGCAGCACCGUUUAUAAGGGUUUUUUUUUUCUUCGAGAUGUUUCCGGCAAAAGUCUGUUUUUAAUUUUGAUGAAGUUUUAGGAGAACUUGGAAGUAAGAAACCAAAAAAUGGGUGUACAAUUGUUUGACUAAUAAGAAACAAAAUAAAUAUGGGGUACAAUUGGAGACGGAAAAAA